CCCACUCCAAACCAUCUAGAGGGCUUUGGAACGCAGACUUUUUCAGGACAAAUGGGGUCUUAAGGAAUCCCAUCUUGAGGGGACCUUCCCUAAGUAACCUUAGGGACCUAGAGGAGCGGUGGGGGCGGGGAGGGUCCCGGGGUCUAGGUAAAAGGCACCGUGACCAUCGGCUAAGGGUGAGCGACGCUGUUCCCAGGCCGGCACCUGCGCUGGACCACCCUGCGAGCAGCUAGGCGGGGACCCCACCGCGGCUGAUGACACAUCCCCCGACCUCGUGGCCGGGUGGGGUGUUCUGCACCGCGCCAUGUAAGGCAAGGUCUACUCGCUGCCGGUGGGCUCUAAUGCCUCCCAGGCCACCCCAGUGCCAGCCGCCCACCACCGCCCACCCGGACCCCAGUGUCCUCGGACAGGAUCGCGGGGCAGGGAUCCCAGGACGCCAAGGCGCCCCCUCUGACUCGGCCAGUGUUGCAUCAUGCACCACGCCGCGCCCUCAGGGAAGCAAAAUGGACUCCGUGGAGGCUACAGACGCAUGGGCACCGGCCCUGGGCGUACAUCCCAGGCCCGCCCUGUCAUCGCCCUGCCGGGAGAAUGCUGGGGACCCCCGCGCCCGACCCUUGCCGUGUCCGCGACCCCAAGGGACUCGAAGACCCCCUCCCAAGCUUCGUGCACCGCCCAGGGCUACUGCGUCAGACCCAGCGGUGCCAACUCCGACCCUCUGGAUCUCUGCAAGCUGACCA
Messenger RNA from Fukomys damarensis (Damara mole-rat), 737 nucleotides. Its product is annotated as vegetative cell wall protein gp1-like. Lineage: Eukaryota; Metazoa; Chordata; Mammalia; Rodentia; Bathyergidae. The record is from RefSeq and is a predicted model, not a curated record. The transcript has 2 exons. Bases 255 to 734 code for a protein of 159 amino acids.